UCUUCCUUUUAUUUCACACGCCAUAAAAAAAAGUUUGCCACUGCUGUCACUGUCAAGUUAAAUUAAAUGUCAGGAAAAAGUCUAAAUACGGGUAGAGGGGCAGGGUACGGAUGGAAGGAAAAUCAUUUAACGAGCCAACUAGACAAUAUUUUGGAAUUGGUGUUGAUAAUCUUGCGUUGCUAAUCGAGAAUCGCAAUCUCAUUGUAGUAGUCGCGCAAAUUUGAUUGCGUGUUGAUGUGUUCUAGAUAUUCCGAUUUGAUCUAACGCAAAUACAUAGAUUUCUACAAUUGCUUCACAAUGUCCGAGAAUGUGAAUAUUGACCUAUCCGGGGAAAUGAGCGCUACGACUGAAAAGAAAGGAUUUCAUAAGUAUGUGAAUGACAUGGAACUGCUGAUGCAACACAUCCGUAGUGGAGGCGGCCAAGCACUGUUGAUGGGUUUCUUGGCAUCUAGAAGACCCUGGACACAGUUUGUUGCAACAGAAAACUUUAAGGUUCCAGCAUCACUGCCGAGACUGACUCGCCGUAUUUACCGAAAUGUGGAAUAUUUCCAAGCCAAUUAUUUCAUGGUCUUCCUGGGGCUGUUUUUAUAUUGUCUCAUCACAUCUCCCUUUCUACUAAUAGCAAUGGUGGCUAGCUUCUUUGGCUACAGAAAACUUACUGCUGGCCCAAAUACAUGGAAGAUCGGAAGCUACGAGCUGACGAAAACGCAGCAAUACGCAGUCGCAGCCACAGGGUCGGUGGCUAUCUGCUGGUUUGCUGGCGUUGGGGCUGUGGUCUUCUGGGUUUUAGGUGCAACAGUGACGAUAGUGGCGCUGCACGCCGGCCUGUUCGACGCGGAGUCGCUCCCGCCUCUGGAAGAGGAGCAGUUUCCCAUGAUAGAGCAAGUGUGACACCUGUACCGCCUAACACACUCCACUAUUUGUUUAACGGAACACACUCUGUAAACAAACCGUAUACCGUUAUGACAGCAACAAUAUACAUGCGUGUAAUCAUUCACUAACACAUAUAACUGUAAUUUGAAACCUAGUAGAUAUUAAUCCAUAUUGUACUCUAAUCAAACUACUACAAAUUCGGAGAGGCCACUAACUUACCUAUAUAAGUAAAGAUACUGGCACAAAC
Cydia pomonella (codling moth) is the source of this 1120-nucleotide messenger RNA. RefSeq names its product prenylated Rab acceptor protein 1. Gene Ontology annotation, cellular component: Golgi apparatus. Bases 298 to 891 code for a protein of 197 amino acids. NCBI's taxonomy places the organism in Eukaryota, Metazoa, Arthropoda, Insecta, Lepidoptera, Tortricidae. The transcript has 7 exons. The record is from RefSeq and is a predicted model, not a curated record.